AUGUUAAUUUGCACACGUUUACUUGAAGCACAUUUCACAUUAUUAUUAAAAUACACUAUUCACCGAAACCAUUAUUCAAGAAUUAGUUGUAAACCAGUAAUAAGUAAAUUACCCUUAACACCACGAUCAAACAAUUACUCUUUCCCAAUAUCAAGACCAUAUAGUACAACGGUAAACAAAACCCCACAGAAAGAUGAUGAAGGGAACGAUAUGCAUAUUGAAAUCACGGAUCGGGCUGCGAAUCAACUCAAAUCUAUCUUGGAACGGGAAAAUAAUUCUAAUAAUGCAUUAAGAAUAACGGUAGAUUCUGGAGGUUGUCAUGGAUUUCAAUAUUGUUAUGAUUUGACGGAACAAAAAAAUAUUAAAGAUGAGGAUGUUGUGUUCGAGAAUAAUGGAGUUAAAGUAAUUGUAGAUGAAAUUUCUCUAAGGAUGAUCAAAGGAUCAAAAAUAGAUUAUACGCAGGAACUGCUGGGAUCACAAUUUCAAGUUUUAGAUAAUCCUCAAGCCGAAUCUGGUUGUGG
Messenger RNA from Funneliformis geosporum, 521 nucleotides. The record is from the annotation of a GenBank genome assembly. NCBI's taxonomy places the organism in Eukaryota, Fungi, Glomeromycota, Glomeromycetes, Glomerales, Glomeraceae.